AUGUCGUUCAGAAAGAGAAGUGAAGUCAUUGGUGGUCCUCCUGGGGUCAGUCCCAGAACUCCAGCUGGCGUCUCCAGGCCCCUCCGUCCUGCUGUGCCCGGAAGAGGGCCCAUUGCACCUGGAACCGUCCCUUCAAGAGCACCCGCCAGUCCAGCGGGCCAUGUUCCUCCACAACCACCCUCUGCUAGACGUGCACAGCCUCCUGAGAUCAAGAAUCCCGCCAUCAGGCCGUCGCUCAUCACCUCACAGCCAACAAUCUCCACUGGUGGUGCAGAUCUAGACAAGAUCUUACUCCAUCAAGGCUUGCCGCUAGGCCACUCGUUGCUUAUCGAAGAAAGCGGCAGCACCGACUUUGCAUCGGUGAUCUUGCGGGCGUUUGCGUCUCAGGCUAUUAUUCACAACAGAAUCGACAAGGAUCAGCUCCAUGCUCAUGUGGUGGUGAUUGGCGUCAAUCCCCAGUGGUCUAACGACCUUCCAGGGCUCUACAAAGGCUCUUCUAAGGAGCAGAAGAAGGCAAAGAUCGCAGCCAACGAGUCCAAGAUCAGUGUGUCCAACCUUGCCAACCAGUCGACCCGUGAAAACGAUAUGAAGAUUGCCUGGAGGUAUGGUCUCAAGCAAAAGGUCGAGGCAGACGCUGCCAACGAUACAGACUACACCCAUCAGUUCGACAUCACCCAGAAGUUGGUUCCUGGCCCAGCAGCCACAGACAUCUCGUAUAUUCAAUUGACUCCCGACUACCAUACCAUCAUAGAACGCUUGGAGGCCAUCGUCCAGAAGUACGAGUCAAAGGUGUGCAGAAUUGUGAUUCCUGGCCUUUUGAACCCAUCGCUCUACCCACCACAAUGUUCAUCUCCUAAUUUUAUCAUUCCGUUUGUGCAUUCCUUGAGGGCCGUUUUGAGACAGCAUCCCAACACUGCAUUGAUAUCUUCUUUACCAUUGGACUUGUACCCUCGAGACUCCACUGUCACUGGGGUGUUGGAGUCCCUUUUCGAUGGGGUGCUUUACUUGCAACCUUUCAACCAAGAAAUGUCUCAACUUAUUGAAAAAGCAUACAAGAACGAGCCCUCAAAGAUCCAACAGGGGUUGGUGAACAUCAUCAAAUUGCCCGUCUUGUCAGAAAAGGGACUCAUGAUGAUUCGUGACGGCGAGUACGCCUUCAAGAACGGAAGAAAGAAGUUCGAAAUUGAAGAAUGGGGUAUUCCAGUUGAGGACGAGGGCGAAGAAAAGUCCACCACGAAGGAUAUCGAGUUCUAG
This is a messenger RNA of Suhomyces tanzawaensis NRRL Y-17324, 1254 nucleotides long. Its product is annotated as Elongator subunit. Gene Ontology annotation, cellular component: elongator holoenzyme complex; transcription elongation factor complex; cytoplasm. Bases 1 to 1254 code for a protein of 417 amino acids. The record is from RefSeq and is a predicted model, not a curated record. Lineage: Eukaryota; Fungi; Ascomycota; Pichiomycetes; Serinales; Debaryomycetaceae. Gene Ontology annotation, biological process: tRNA wobble uridine modification. The transcript has a single exon.